GUGUUGAAUACCAAAUGUGCGCUUACUCUGCCCCCUACGCGCGAUGCUCUUACAUGCAGGUGGUGGGCCGCGCAACGGGGGAUCCCUGACACUAUUAUAUGGCAGACAAAAAGGAAGGUGGCCUGUAGUAAAUAAACUAACAUUCCAAAGUUAAGUGGUUCAAUGGGUUCUUAGCUAGUUAACACUACACAUGAGUAGGCUUCAAUGCUGUACAAUGAUUUAAUAACAAUAUCAGGGUGUUUUUGUUAAAGAAAAUAUCGCCUAUGACUUGUACAGUUCUAGUGGUACCCUUUCUAUUUUAGUUUUGUGAAAUAUUUAGAUUGGAAACAGAUCAUAUUUGUAUUUUUCAAGGGGCAAUAUUUAGAUUACCUAUGCACAGAGGAAAUAUAGUGUUUGAUUGUUUACAGCGUAACCUAUGUUACCACUUAUGAUAAGCAAAUUAAGACCAGUAAAAUCCAAAUUUAAACUAGAAAACAAAGAGAAAAAGUGUGGUUUUUGGGAGGAUGAUUGCAUAACCUUUUACCUGCGAUGACAUAACCUUUGAGGUGCUAAAGAACCACAAGGUCCUCUGACAAGGGGAUUUACACCUAUUGUUUUGCAAAUGUAACAAUAACUUGGUAAUAAUAUUCCCCAAACUGGCCAAUCAAAUGUUAAAUAGAGGGUUCAGAUCAAUUGGCCACGCAUCAUGGAAAAGGGCACCGGACCUCAUAAGUAAUAGAUUUAUUAACAUGGUCAUUUAGAUGGAAAGAAAAGGCACUGAGCAAUGGAUUAUUGCAGGUUACGUCUAGGUGUGGCAGGGAUAAUAAUGGAAUAAAAAGAAGCACUGGAAAGGUUGCAGAGUGGGAAUACUUAACAUAGGGCAUUGUUCAGGUGCAAGUUGUAAACAUUUAACGGAAGGCGGCAAGUUGCGGCUUAGAGAACUUGGAUAUUCAGUUUAUGGAGGAGACUGCGACGAAGAUUAAUUUUAGCCAGUGAAUUGAAUUACAGUAUUGGAUAAAUCUUUAUACUUAAGGAUAAAACUUUAUGUUGAUAAGAUUUUCGGCUGAUCUGGGUUACGUAUUGCAGAAUGGAUUGCUGUAUCAAUGACUUGUGCGUUGGCAUCUGGCAUGGCAUCCAUACCCAUGCCAUCAUGGGAUGAUCCCAGCAAGGUGCCAGAAACUCUAGAAAUCAUGGAGUCCAUAGAAGAAGUGAAAGACAUUGAGAAUAUGCUGGUCCAGUUGCGCGAGCUGCUGACCAAUGCUUUUGAUGAUCUUCUUGAUGAAGAUGACAAUACAUCUCUCUCCUCAGAACUCUCUCAUGACUCAGGGGCACACUCAGAGGAGAAAGGCCGACACACAAAUGGCCACUGGAAGCCUCCUGUGACUUGGGAUGAUAUAAACCACCAUGGUGGUGCCUACCCUACCUCCACCCCCAUGACUCACAACCCCCCUCCCCUGACCACGCCCGGCCCUGGGCUGACCCACCAGCUGAAGCAGGUCUAUGAUAUGCUGGCACACAAUGGUGGACCACAACAGCCAGGGGAUUAUGAUGACCAGCAGUGGGAACAUGUAAACGGGGGUCAGGUUAAUGGUUGGGAUGGGCACAAUGACCAUGGGAACCAAGUAAAUAGUGGUCAUCCAGAUGAUUGGGAUGGACAAGAUGACCAAGAAGACCAUGUGAAUGGUGGUCAGCCAGAUGAUUGGGAUGGUCAAGAUGACCACCAGGACUAUGAUGGUAGUCAUGAGGACUUACAGGAGAGAGGGCAGGGAGAAGGUGGCAAUGAACCCCCAGAUAAUGGCGGGUACCUUCAACAUCCAAAUGGACUCCACCAGGAUGGAUAUCUCCAUCAUAUCCCUAAUGGAUAUCACCCUGCCUAUCAUGGCACCCACCACCCACACCCACAUCAGCAAGACUAUCCCAGGCUAUAUCACCACACAGAGGGCUACUACAUACCAAACUAUGGCCCUAACCCCCAGCCAUAUAACAGUGGCCCGUACAGCCCAGAGAGGAGGGCCAGUGGGAGUGGCCCACCCAAUGGAUUGGUUGGGUCAGGAGAACAUCCCAGGAGGGGCAGUCUGCCAGUCUAUGGCCUGGACCAGCCUGGCCACAUGAACAGACAUGACAAAACCUCUCCUCAGGAACUCAUUGAUGGGUAUAAAGUCCAGUUCAUGGGGAGGAAGGUACCCGAGACCAUGACUGAACAUGAGGAGAAACAUGACAAUAUUCAGCAGGCUUUCAUGGAACAAGGUGGCAGCACAGAGCACCGUCAGCAUGCCCAGCUCCAGAUCCUGUACAAGGCACGGGGCCGACAGCUGGACCAGCUCCAGCAGGACUAUGCUGUGUUGAAAGAGGACACGGCCAGGGAGAUGCGGGUUCUGAAACACCAGCUGGCUCUGGCUCAAGGUGAGAGGGAUGGCAUGUCUGAGAGUUUACAGCAGGUCAACCAGCUUCUGCAGGAUGCCCAGGAAGAGAACACAGCACUGAAGGGGAGAAUAGCUGCUAUGGAGAAGGAACUGGACACAGUGAAACAGGCCAAAGAAGAGACAAUCCACAAACUACAGAUGGCAGAAGCCACCAUGGAGAACAUGACCCAGCACGUGACUGAGCUCGGCAACAGUGAGAGCCUGACGCGAGCACGUGAGCAGCACGAGGCUGUUGUGAGCAGCAUCCAACAGAAGCACCAGCAGGAAACACUCAACCUGAAGGCAAGGCUGGAUGAACAGCAAGAGGAACUGCAACAGAAGCAUGAUGAAAUCUCGUCCCUCCGCCAGCAGCUAUCUGUUCACAUGAAAGCAUCAGAAAAUGCCCACAUUGAGAGAGCAGACACCAUCAACAGGCUGACUCGCAGCCUGGAGGAGAGCCAGAGACAAGUACAGGACCUGCUAGCUGCAGGUUCCUCCCAAGAACUGGGUCAUCUGAAAGCUCAGUUACAGCAGAUGUCUGCUGCCAAAACCAUGACUGAUGAUAUGUACACAGCUUUAAAGGGAGAGAUGAGUGAGCUGAAGGAGCAGCUGACCAUGUAUGAGUCUGCGGCAUCCUGUGGGGUGUUUGUUAAUGGUGCUGAGAACACACAUUCUGAAUCAUUUGCUCAACUAGGAGUCAAGAAAACACUUGACUGGAAAACGCCUAAACAAGUCCCCUCCAAGGUCACAGCAGGUGGUGACACCUACAGUCCGGAGAACACCAUUGCCACCCUGAAAGCAGAGCUACAGAAAUGUCUGUCCAACAACAAGAACAAGAGGGAGCAGGUGACCUCUCUGCAGGCUGAACUGGGGACUCUCCGGGCAAACCUGGAAUCUGCUAGAACAGGUCUGAAGAAGGUGGAGAGUGAGAGUGAUAAGAAAGAUAAUCGCAUCCAUGAGUUAGAGAGUGAACUAGCAGAGUUGAAGUUGGACCCCAGUGGUAUUUCAGGUGUAGAGAAGAGACUGCGAAGGGAGGUGGAGAGAUAUCAGAGGGAACUGGAGGACAAGGAGCAAGAGUUAGAGGAAACAAAACACAGGCUUGAAGAAGUUGCUUCCAAUGAAGAACGUCUGGGAGAGAUUAACUCUGAAUUAAACCACCAGAUGGCGCUGAUGGUACAGGAAUUUGAUGAAGAUAAGAAGACAGCUUUAGAGAAGUGUCAGGAAGCCUGCUUGCAGCAUCAUGAGGUUGCCAAGGCCAAAUUGCGAGAGGAAUUAAUGUGUCAGCAGAAUGAGGACAGAACCAAACUAUUAGAGCAACAUGACAGUGAAAUCAAACAACUGAAGGCUGAGCUUGUACAGUGUCAGAAAGAGUUGGAUGAAGUGAAAGAACUUUAUGUCAACAUUUGUGAAGAGAAGGAAACUUUGGAGGAGAAAUUACGUCAGGACUGGGAAACUAAACUAGAAGAGGAGAUCAGCAAGGUCAGAUCUGAGUGUGACCAAGAGAAAGAUGAGGCACUUGACAAGCAGCAGAAAGAAUUAACCAGCAAAUCCCAGGAGAAACUGAACAAGGAAAUGUGGAGACAGGAGCAAGAAGAAGAGCUGAAGAGGAGGGUGCAGGCACAGGUUGCUAUGGCCAAAGUGGCCUGGUUUGAUGAACAGCGUGAGUCCAAGGAGGCUGCUGUAGCAUCUGCCGUGAAACAGGUAGAGAAGCAAUGGCAGCUGAAGUUUGAGGAGAAAAUUGAGAAUGAAGUGGAGAGGAAGAUGUAUGCUGCUAAAUCCAAAUUAGAAAGUGAUAGAAGACUGAGCUUUGAGAACGAGUUGCUGGAGCGCCUGAAGCUGGAGAAGAAGAAAUGGGAAGAGCAGACGGAGGUCCAGAUAUCAUCUGCUGUAGAGAAGGCCAGGCUGAAGUGGGAGCAGCAACACCGGCCUCAGGAUGUGGACACUCUGAAGGCACAGUGGAUGCAGGGACAACAGGAACUCAUUGAGCAGGAAGUUGCCAAAGCUCUAAAAGAAGCUAAAGACAAUUGGGAACAUGCUCAGAGGUCUGAAAUAGAAACAGCUUUGAUGAAGGCAAAGCUUCAGGCUGAGACGGAACUUCGAGAAGCAGUUGAUAAAGUCAAGGUUACUCACAAACAGGAAGUUGAAAGUCUGAAAUUGGAAUUGGAAAACCUAGAGAAAGAGUCACACUCUGCCAAAUCAUCGUGGUUGGCUGAAAAGCAAAAAGUGUUGACCCAGAAAGAGGCUGAGCAGCAGAGGGCGCUGCAUGAGCUGGAGGAGCAGCAGGCAGCACAGAUAAAGGAGAUGCAGGAGGUUCAGCUGGGGAUUUUGCAGUCUAACCUCAGGAAUGCCAAGGAACAAUAUGAUAGAGAAAAGACUGCACUCCAAAAGCAAUAUGAGGAGCAAAUAGACCACUUGAAGAAGAGAGUGAAAAACCUACAGAGUGAGCAUGCCAAAGCUGACAGUGAUGCUCUGCAGGAAUUACAACAACAGUUUUGCAAGGAGAAAGAAGUUUUGGAGAGCACCUGGCAGAAGAGGCUCGAAGAUGCUAACAGAAGUCAUGGGCACCAGAUGGAGACACUGAAGACAAAGCUGCAAGAAGAGACUGAGUCUAUCCUAGCUGAGGCCAGGAAGGAGUGGACACUGCAAUAUGAACAGGAGAUGAAGAAGGCCUGUCAGGAGGUGGCAGAAAACCAAAAGCAAUUGUGGGAAAAUGAGAGAUCAAAACUGAUGCAGAAAAUCAAAGAUUUAGAAGAGCAGUUACAGACAACUCAUGCCAACUGGGAGAGUGAACUGGAGACACUGAGAGCCGACAUGGAGAGAACCCAGUACGGGAAGGUACCUUUAGAUGGCUCAGGUUCAAAGUCUUCUCCGGAAAGAAAGUAUGAACAGCAACUGGCCAGUUUACAAGCCAGGCUGAGUGCCAAGGAAGAGGAGCUUCAGCAGUCUGAACAGUUCUACAGCGCAAGACUGCAAAAUGCUCAAGCAGAUCUACAGGAGGAGUGUGACAAGGCCAUAGAAAGGCUGGAGCAGGAAAAACACAGGUUGGCCGAGCAGAUUGACGAUUUAAAGAGCAAGCUAGAGAAGCUAGAUUCCAGGAAGAGAGAGUUGCAAACGGUGCUGCAGCAGUCUGAGGAGGAGCACAGACAGAGCGUGAACAGCUACAAGGAUAAAAACAACGAGCUGAAUGAAAAGGUCAGACAAUUGGAGGAGCAGUUGAAAAGUGCAAAAAGUCAACAAGAGAAUUCCCUGGACAACCUUCGGCAACAUUUGGAAGAGAAACAUAUGGCUGCUGUAGAGGAUUUCAGGUGGAAGUUAUUUGAAUCAAACAGAGACAAUCAGGCAGCCAUAGAGAGAAUAAACAGAGAACAUGAAAGAGAAAUAAGAGACUUGAAACAGAAAGUGGAGAAUCAAAGGAAAGAAGUUGUGUGCACACCUGUUCAGACUGAUGGAGGUCUUGUGGAUGCCAAGCUGCUGGACCAGCUGAAGGCACAUUACCUGGAAACAGUGACUAAGAUCAGAGAGGAUGUCCUGAGGCAUGUGAAUGAGACCAAUUCCCGUGCAGCCAAGCGUGUGAAGGCCGAGGUGGCCAAGGAGAGACAGGCCACUGCAGCCAGGGUGAAGACAUUCUGUAUCAGGGGCCUGGAGAAGCUCCUCAGUAACAUGGACAGUGCCAAAAAGUCAAAGAUCAUAUCAGCCAUGAAAGAGCUCCUACAGCAGUUUUCCCCCAAUCCUACACCUUCUUCUACACCAAAGCCCAAUCCCAGAGAAACUCCCAGUAGAAAUAGUACUGAAUAUCAUGGGGACCCCAUGCAGCCUACUAAGGAACACCCCAGCCUCUCUAGUCAACGCACACUAACUCCAGGCUACAGGAACAAUACUGCACCAGAUGUGCCCAGGUUAAACCCUGAGCAAGAUCAGGUCAGAGGAAAAACUUCACAUUAUGUGGUGGAUCUAAGUGUGAAAGGCACCGUGUCCCCAGGACCCCAUGGACUCACCCAAGAGGAACCAACCACACCAAGUAGAGAAUCGGCCUUCCAUCAGAUAGGGGGCGCUGGGGGUCCUCACACACAGCAGGACAUCUUCAACUCAGAUCAGCAUGGUGCACUAGAGUUCCUGAAUAGAAUGGAAAACCAGUAUCCAUCAGAUCACUCCACUCCUGCCCCUGCUAGGGUAGAUGGUAGGAACAGUAAAGCUGACGACAGGCAAACAAGCACAGGCAACAGGAGGGUUAUCACAGGGAAUCAAAGAAACUCUUCCAGAUACAAUAACUACAGUAGCAACGGUGAAAUGGAUAUCCAUAUUGGGGAAUCAGAUGGAGGCUUGAGCAAGCUUCCACAGCAACCACGGACUUAUAAUCCUUCUCCGGAGAAAUUAGACUCUGAGCAGGAUUCUAGGUGUAGCUCACCUGCAGAAAACUUCAUAACUGUUCGAUCUGGCAGAGGGUUUCAAAGGGCUUCCUGUUUAGAGAAUGGGUAUUCCAAUGGUGAUAACCAGAAACCAAAACCCUCCCAAUUACAGCCAGUGAGAGACAUCCCAGAGGGGCGUUCUGCAGGAAGUGCUAUGCUUAAACCAAUUGCCAUGGUGACCAGACAUACACAGAUGCCAUCUCCUGCACCCAAAAAAUUAUCUCUUAAAUCAUGAAAAAAAAAUUGAGUUUGAUAGUUCAAUAUCUCAUGAUGAAUGAUGACACACAUCAGUGAGAAAGACAGGCACCUGAUUACUUCCAAGAUUUGAAUCAUUUAAUAUACUUAAAGCUUCCAUAUCUCAUCUGAGAGAUGCUAAACAAUCAUUUAAUUUAUUGUUACCAUCGUGUGAACACUUAUUUAUUGUCUGGGAGGGGGAGGUUUAAAUGUUGUGUUAUGGUUUUGAUGGACAAACUUUUACACCAUGACAAAUAAUUUUACAAGUUUAUCAGUAUUAUAGAAUUUUUGAAUGGAAUGAAUAAAUUAUUUUUAAUGGUUA
This is a messenger RNA of Lingula anatina, 7343 nucleotides long. RefSeq lists its product as uncharacterized. Gene Ontology annotation, biological process: centriole replication. Lineage: Eukaryota; Metazoa; Brachiopoda; Lingulata; Lingulida; Lingulidae. The record is from RefSeq and is a predicted model, not a curated record. Gene Ontology annotation, cellular component: centrosome.